Molecule: messenger RNA, 3080 nt
Organism: Lytechinus pictus (painted urchin)
Lineage: Eukaryota; Metazoa; Echinodermata; Echinoidea; Temnopleuroida; Toxopneustidae
Product: rhodopsin-like
Exons: 6
Coding region: 1-1758 (585 amino acids)
Biological process (GO): G protein-coupled receptor signaling pathway; cellular response to light stimulus; phototransduction
Cellular component (GO): plasma membrane
Molecular function (GO): G protein-coupled photoreceptor activity
Source: RefSeq, a predicted model, not a curated record
AUGGCAAACCUGACACUGAUAUUAGUGGAUGGGGCUGUCGGGGCAAACACAGAUGAAGACACGUGGCCCGACUACGCCUUCGUAUUGUCAGGCCUCUAUCUGACCCUGGUAUUCAUCGUGUCCUUACUCGGGAACAGCAUCAUAUUGUUUCUCUUUGUCUGGGAUCGCCACCUGCGGACGCCGACCAACAUGUUCCUGCUCUCGCUCACGAUCACCGAUUGGCUCGUCACGAUCGCAGGCAUCCCUUUCGUGACGUCAUCGAUAUACGCGCACCGCUGGCUUUUCGCCCACGUUGGUUGCAUUGCAUACGCUUUUUUAAUGACCUUUCUUGGCCUAAACGCACUCAUGUCGCACGCUGUGAUUGCCGUCGAUAGAUAUCUUGUCAUCACAAAACCGCAUUUCGGCAUAGUGAUCACGUACCCAAAGGCCUUCAUCAUGAUCUCAAUACCCUGGAUUUUCUCGUUCGCCUGGGCCGUGUUUCCACUAGCCGGUUGGGGCGAAUUCGCCUACGAGGGAACAGGCGCUUGGUGCAGCGUCAGAUGGGAUAGUGAUCACCCGCGGGUCAUGUCGUACGUUCUCGGGAUGAUGUUUUUGACGUUCGUUUCCAGCAUUGUCGUGAUGGCAUACUGCUAUGCCUGUAUCUUUCUCACGAUGUGGAGGAUGCCGAAAUUGGGAACGUCUAACAGCAUCAAGACACACGAGAAGAACAGAAGGAGAAGAGAACAGAAGUUACUGAAGACACUCGUCGCCAUCGCCAUCGCUUUCCUUGCAGCCUGGUCGCCGUACGCCAUAACGUCGAUGAUCGCCAUGUUUGGUCAUCCUGAAAUGCUCACUGUGACAGAGACCACUCUUCCUUCUCUUUUCGCCAAGGGUAGCGUAAUGGUGAACCCAAUCAUCUACGCUAUCACUAGCGUUGUGUUCAGGAAAAGCUUCAAGAAGAUGCUUACUUCAUUCUUCCCUGGAUACGUGUCUUCAAAGUCGAGAAAGAGUACCCCUAGCUCAUCGAAAAGGACCGUGCCGUUCUCAAGUGACGACAGAAUAAAGAAAGACGACCAGACAAGUUCGGUGCUUAUACCGGGGACCACUGAGAUUUGUGCGGCAACCAUUCCCGUUUCAAGACCCGGCAGCGUGCCUGAAGUCAUCGUUCAGCCAAGCGGUAAAAGAGUAUCCGCAGCCAUCGAAAUGGAAAGAUUAAACAAGCUUUUGCCCGGAAAACACAAGAAAGGGCGCCCUCGUUUUACAGGUAGACGCGAAUCUGAUGUUACUAUACCUGACACUGGAUACAAGACAAUAAACCAAGAAACAGUCAUAGACCAACUGCACUCACACGAGAGCCAUAUCUCAGAGACGGAAGAAGGCACCAUUGAAGAAAUGAGCGAACAUCCUCAUCGGGAUUCGGUGACUUCAAAUAAAUGUUCUUUAGAACUCGAUCAUAUCAUUGAUGGCAUUCACGGAAAGUAUGCCGGAAUAAAACAAGACAUGGAUGCGGAAGAUGAUACAAACUGUGACGAAAGUCAAGAACUUCCCGGAAAGGAAUCGCAGACACAGAGUAAGUUGGAAGAGACCUCUAGCGCCAUAAUGCAUUUGGAGGAAAAAGAAAACAGAAGGGAAAGGCACGUGAAAGCAGUGAUAGACAAUGAUUAUAACUCUCAAAGUAGUAUGAAUGUGGAUAGUGGUGUUUUUGAAACGAGCUCCACUUACAGCACAGCAAUUAAAUCACCGACCAACGAAUAUAGGAAAACAGAGACUGAAAUAUAGGUUCGCAUUAUAGUAUUUUAUAAGUUAUUAUGCAUAUGAUGAUUAUACUGUCAAGCAAAAUUAACAAAUUAUGUCUGUUAAAGUAUGGCUGAUAUGUGACUUUGCUCUCUUUGGCUGUAUUAUGUAUUGUUAGAACUCGUAACGAGCAAACUCGUAAUUGAGUCCACGUUAAGUUUCCAUGAUAAUAUUUUUUCGUCAUGGUCGAUAGCAUUUUCAUUCACCAAAACCUGAGUUGAGGUGCCGUGGCCGAGUGGCCUAAGGCGCCUGGCUAUACAUGGAAAGUCCGGGGUUCGAUCCCCGGCCACGGCACCUAUGCCCGUGAGCAAGGCAUUUAAUCUACAAUGCUCUUUUACCCUGCUUUCAAAUAAAUGGAAAUGCUAUAUGCAUUAUCGGAAACUAGAUGUGCACUUGUUUAAAAAAAAAACAAUAAUAAUAAUAAUAAUAACCUACAUAAUUAUCAAUACAAUGUUCUUACCAAAGAACGUAGAGGGUGUCAACACUUUUCAGUAUCCUUGCAAAAUGAUGAGGCCCUCUACGUUCGUAGAUGUUAGUUUCAAGAAUCUUGUCCAAUGGUAUCACAGGCCUAAAUAAUUCCCCAUAGACUCGUGUGUUAAAGUGGCACAAAAAUCAUAACAAGUAAGGAGGAAAUUGGAAGGUUGAAUGUUAUUAUUAUUAUUCAUUCGACCAAUAUAAAAAGUACAUACACAUUACAUCAGAAAAUAACAAUUACAGUACAUGAAAAUGCAAAAAAAUGCGGGAACGGCAUGUGGGUCAGGGGGCACAAAAGCGAACCAGAAAAGGGUAUUUCGACCGGCUCAUUUCAAAAAUAAAUCGGCAUUUAUGAAAACUACACCUGACAGGAUCAAAUUCAUUACUUAAUGAUACGCGCCGUAUAAGCUAAAACAACAACAGCAAAUUCAUCACUUGAGAGAGUAAAAGGACCCUAAUUCUUCCGCCAGUAAAAAAAAAAAUUGUUCCAAAGUGGUGACAUAUCUUUCCAAUUUGGAAAAAGGAAGUUCAGUAGGUACACUCCCUAUAAUCAGUGCUAGAUUUUCAGUGAUAUUCAUUCAUUUUUUGUCAAUCAGCAAUAUCAAAUUUAAAAAUUGAGAAUGGGUUGGCUCGAAUUAAUAUCUUUUGCCUGCCAGUUGUAAUUAGGCCCGCGUAACCUCAAGAAUCUGGUCCAAUAUGCUACAGUCAUACUGCAAGGUCAUACCAACGAUACCGAUUUGUAUGACAUCGGUAUGUAAUAGUUUUCUUUUUCGGUCUAGAGUUGGUUUCGUUGGUGUGUAGUGUUACUUUAGAAUAAACUUCUUCUUCAAUUG